AUGGCCCUCGCGGACAAUGACUCUGAAUCGGUUCUUUACAACGCUCAUGACGACAGGGAGCCUACACAUGCCAUUGCUGCUACUCCUGGGAUGCGGACCAUCGCGAUCAAAUCGGGAGUAUUGGCCGUUUUGUCCUACUUCUUACCGUCUUUCGAAGGAGUGUCCGUACGCUUUUCUGGAGGAAUUCUGCCGAUACUCAAGAACGACCUCAACCUCGCAGCUCAAGGGGACUUCUCGAAAACCGCAUUUAGCCAAGCCAAAAAUAUCCUGGAAAGGCUUAUUGAGGCCAAGCGGUCGUAUGAGACAUCUCGAGGGCAGUAUAGGAGAGGAGCAGUGCACGUGGCAGAGGUGCGGAACGAUAAAAAGUUGGAGGCUCGAUUUGAGCAGCUGGAAAAAAAAUUGCUAGAGGCAGUAGAGAAAGCCAGGCCACCUCCACCACCUACACCAAAAGAGCCACAAAUGUGCCUCAGACCCAGCACUAUUAUAGACGUCCGAAAUGGAACGAUAAGCCUGGAUUUCAAGGGAGAGCUGUAUACGUUCAAUAUUGAUGAAGCCAUGAAAAAGCCAGCUAACGGCGAAAAUGUAUACUCCAUAGAUGUGACUGAGCCCUUGGUACAUGAGUAUUUGGAGGAAGAAUUAUUAAAGAGACAGUUCACUGACUUCGCUGCAGAUAAGGAGGUCGAAAAAGAAGUGGAAGUGUGGUACGAUACCAUGAAAGUCAGAGAGAUGGACGACCAGGCCGUCGUGAAAGCAAUAUCGAAAUUUUGCAGGCGCCCGAGGCCAGCUGGGUCAAGUAGGACUGCUCAAGUUUCUAGCUUAGCGAAACGGCUUGAUCAAGGCAAGCCACUGGAACAAGAGGCAGGAGAGAACCCUCUGCCCAAUGAAGAGCCAAAACCCGCAAAGGAAUUGAAACCUCUUCCAGUACAUCUAAAGUACGCCUACCUAGGUGAGGGCGAAACAAUGCCCGUUAUCAUCAACAGCCACUUGACCCAGGGGCAGGAAGACAGAUUGUUGGAAGUAUUAAGAAGAAAUCAGAAGGCUAUUGGCUGGAAGCUGACAGAUUUAGUGGGCAUCAGCCCAGACUUAUAUUAUAGGAAGCUGAAUCAAGCUACGAAGAAGGAUCACUUCCCUCUUCCGUUCAUUGAUCAAAUGUUGGAGAAAUUGGCAGGAAAGCAGUAUUUCAGCUUCCUGGAUGGCUAUAGCGGUUAUUUCCAGAUCGCUGUAAAUCCAGAUGACCAAGAGAAGACGACGUUCACUUGCCCCUUUGGCACUUACGCUUACAGGAGAAUGCCCUUUGGCCUCUUCUGCAUUGAGAUCUUCAUGGACGACUUUACUGUCUAUGGGGACGAUUUCGAUCAAGGACUGCAUAACCUAAACAGGGGGAAUCAGGUCGACCCAGCAAAAGUAGCGGUCAUCGCAAAACUCCCAUACCCAACCAACCAGAAGGAGACCAGAGCCUUUUUUGGGCACGCUGGGUUCAAUAGAAGAUUCAUCAAAGAUUUUGUGAAAAUAGUCCAGCCUCUGACGAGACUUCUCCAGAAUGAUGUGGAGUUUGACUUCUCAGAUGUCUACAUAACCGCAUUCCAAUUUCUGAAGGAUAGAUUGAUAAGCUCCCCAAUAAUACGUGCCCCCGACUGGAAUCACCCCUUCGAGACACAAAGGAGUUAUGAUGUGACCGAGAAGGAAAUGCUAUCGGUGGUUUUCGCAUUUGAGAAGUUCAGACCUUACUUGCUAGGGUCUAAAGUGAUAGUGUAUAUGGACCAUGCGGCCAUCAAAUACCUCUUGACAAAGAAGGAAUCGAAGCCCCGAUUGAUCAGAUGGGUACUCCUCUUACAUGAGUUUGAUUGGGAAGCAGUGGAUAAAAAGGGAUGCGAGAACAAAGUGGCUGAUCACCUAAGCCGAAUUUUGCAAGACGAUAACGGUGAAGCCAUUUCAGACGCCUUCCCUGAGGAACACCUAUAUCUGGUCAAGACAACGUCUGAAUGUCAGUGGGUCAACCAAGUAAAAGAGAUUGAUCAAGCUGAGCAAGGAAGCAAGGAACAACACACGCAGAAAGAGCCAUGGUUUACUGACAUGGCCAACUACUUGCAACAGGAGAGCUACCCGGGGGUGAUGAAAUUACAAGGGCACAAAAGUUGA
Molecule: messenger RNA, 2139 nt
Organism: Salvia splendens (bonfire salvia)
Lineage: Eukaryota; Viridiplantae; Streptophyta; Magnoliopsida; Lamiales; Lamiaceae
Exons: 7
Coding region: 1-2139 (712 amino acids)
Source: RefSeq, a predicted model, not a curated record